Messenger RNA from Panonychus citri (citrus red mite), 2546 nucleotides. RefSeq lists its product as uncharacterized. Bases 243 to 2330 code for a protein of 695 amino acids. The record is from RefSeq and is a predicted model, not a curated record. Gene Ontology annotation, molecular function: nucleic acid binding; 3'-5' exonuclease activity. Gene Ontology annotation, biological process: nucleobase-containing compound metabolic process. The transcript has 2 exons. NCBI's taxonomy places the organism in Eukaryota, Metazoa, Arthropoda, Arachnida, Trombidiformes, Tetranychidae.
AUUAUUCUCAUGUUCCAACAUCUCCAAUUGUAUUAACAAUUUAUUAAUUUAUUUGAUUCUUUUUGUUAUUGUUUCAAUUUGUGGACUCUUUGGUCAAUUUUUUCUUCAAUUAUUUGGACUCUUUGGUCUUUCCUGUUGGCUUUUCUCGCUUCUUUUUCGGUUCUCUCUUCUCCAAGUGACAAUCCUAUAAGAUUUUUGUUUACCUUUUUUCUUUUCACAUUUAUUUUGUUUGUUUGCCGAAAAUGAGUUUCCGAAGAGAAGCCGGUAAUCCAUUUAUACCUCGACGAUCGUUUACAAUCAUGGACACUGAGAAUUAUAUCCAUGAGACUAUUAUGUACCUUAUUUCCAUUUUGGGUGGUGAAGAAAGUUGUUCCAUGGAAUUGACUAAGCUAACGGUUGAACUUUGUAAACGAGGUAAUACUAAACCAUUGAAAAAAAUGGCCUCAGGUGAUUCGAUUGAGGAAAGAGUUUUAGCUUUUGCAUGGCAACAUCCUUCCAUUUUUGAUACCAAUGAACGAAUUAUCAGCCUUCGACCAAUGAAACCUGAAAUUGAUGAUGAACUUGAGUGCAAUUUGGAGGAGAGGUUAAUCCAAUUUCUUGUUUUCCGAUGUAACCAGUAUGGUCCUUGUCAAAUUCCCAUUUCCAAACUAUUGGGAAACCUUCAUCAAGCCGCUAGUGAUAUUAGAUUUCAUUUUCAUAAUAAUGAUUAUUCACGAUUUCACAAUUUUCUACGUACUCGUGAUGAUAUUUUCACCCUUAUCGAUUCCGAAACAGUUGCCUUAAAAACUGUUCUCGAUAAGGCAAAACUUGAAAAUAAAUCUCUCUUAAAAUGUGAUGAAUACUUUCUGGAUGGACGAGUUCUUAAUUGUACUAGAAUGGUGGAUACAUUCAGUGAAGGAAUUCAAAUUGUCCGGGAAAUUUUAGACACCAAAGAUAUUGUCGCAAUAGACUGUGAAGGAGUCAAUCUUGGUGCACCUAAUGGAUAUAUAACUUUAGUUCAAUUGGCCAUAGUUGAUGAAUUACCAGAAAACCAUACAGAUGAAGAUAUUGCCAAUUCGAUUAAAAUUUAUCUAUUCGAUGUCCAAGCCGAUGUUGACCUGAUGUAUAUUGCGUUAAAAAAGCUUCUGAAAGCAGAAAAGAUAACGAAAAUAUUUCAAGGAUGUUCAAGUGAUGCAACCGCUUUGUAUAAUCGUUACAAGAUAAUUACUGCUUCCGUUUUUGAUACAGUCAUUGCUCAUCGUCAUCUUAAUGAAGGAGCAAAAUCAGAUCUUUAUUAUCUUUAUGAAUAUUAUGUUGGCGAGGGAACCAAUCGAAUGAAAAAAGAUAUCAAGAAAAAGUACAUCUUUAAUCCUCGAUUAUGGACAACAAGACCACUUACCGAGCUUUUAACUUAUUAUGCAGCGUUUGAUGUUUACGCAUUAAUAAGAAUCUAUUAUAAAUUGAAGAAUCAGAUUGACGAGAAAACUUACAAAGAGAUUUGGGAUAAAAGUUCAGCUACCGCUCAAUCAGCCUACAUACGAGCUUUACCUUUGUAUGCCGCUUCAUUGUAUAAUAAGGGUUACACUUUAGCCCAAGUACACGCCGAGAUUGGCUGGGAAUUGGAUAGUGACGAUGAAAAAUCUUUAGGUAUCCAUAAAUCAAAAUCUAGUAAUAAUUAUAAUGGCAAAUCAAGAUCCCGACAAUACACAGUAAAUGGUAAACCAAAUUACCAAAACAAUAAACACCCAAGAAACUUUAACCGACUCGGUGAAAGUGGUGGCAGUAGUGCAACAACAGUUAAUCAUCCUAAUCGGAAUACGCCUAAUUUUGAUAACAAUAAUGGUAACAACAAUUAUAGUGAAUAUUAUAAUGGAAAUGCUUUAUAUCGUAGUUCACAUAAUCAGUACCAUCGUUCUAAUCAUUAUUCUGGUAAAAGUUCCGUUCGAUUUCAAAGACCAACGUUACCUCAGAAUCACUCGAAUCCUCAGCAACAUCAAACAAAUCAUUAUGAUAACACACAACACUAUCAACAACGAAACUAUUAUCAAUACCAACAACCACAGUUUAAAUAUCAACAACCUUAUCAAGGAAACUUUCAAUAUCAACACCAAUAUCAACCAAAUGUCCAAUAUCAGCAACAAUAUCAAUUUCAACAACCGCAACAUCACCAAUAUCAGCAAAAUCAAAAUCAAUAUCAACAACCAUCAACGCAAAUCCCACAUCAAUCAAAGCAACACUACCACCACCAACCUCAACCACAACCACAACCGCAACUCCAACAACAACAACAGCAAAUGCAUUUUCAAUCUCGUAAUCAGCAAUUUAAUACAAGACGAAAUGUUCAAAAUUAGAUACUCAAAAAAAGAGAUGCAAUAAUCAUUGUGAAUAAUAUAAAAUAUAGUUAAUCACUAACGAUAUUUGAUCAAUACAAUGAUAAUGAUUAGUUGUAUCAACGAUUGUUGAGCAAAAUUAAUUUAACAAAUUGAUUGUUGACAUUGCACUAAAAAAAAAGUUUUCAUUCAAUUCUGAAAUUGAAGUAACAAUUAAUAAAUUGUCUUUCUUCUUCA